This is a messenger RNA of Abrus precatorius (Indian licorice), 2955 nucleotides long. RefSeq names its product leucine-rich repeat receptor-like serine/threonine-protein kinase BAM3. Gene Ontology annotation, molecular function: ATP binding; protein binding; protein kinase activity. NCBI's taxonomy places the organism in Eukaryota, Viridiplantae, Streptophyta, Magnoliopsida, Fabales, Fabaceae. The transcript has 2 exons. The coding region runs from base 1 to 2955 and encodes 984 amino acids. Gene Ontology annotation, biological process: protein phosphorylation. The record is from RefSeq and is a predicted model, not a curated record.
AUGGCUACCCCUUCUUUGAGUUUUUUCGAACUUUGCAUGCUCUUGUUCCUUGUGUGCUUCACUACUCCUUAUGUAUCUUCACUUCCUCAUGCUUUGAGAAGGCAAGCUUCUAUCUUGGUUUCUAUGAAACAAGAGUUUGAAGUUGAUAACUCUUCUCUGAGUAGCUGGAACAUGUCAAACUACAUGUCCCUUUGUAGUUGGUAUGGUGUUCAAUGUGACCAUGAUAACAGGUCUGUGGUGUCACUUGACAUAUCCAAUUUAAAUGCUUCUGGGUCGCUUUCACCUUCCAUCACAGGACUCUUGAGCCUGGUAAGUGUUUCUCUCCAGGGAAAUGGCUUUUCUGGGGAGUUUCCAAGUGAUAUUCACAAGCUAGAAAUGUUGAGAUUCCUCAACAUAUCCAACAACAUGUUCAGUGGGAACUUGAGUUGGGAAUUCUCCAAGUUGAAGGAGCUUGAGGUGCUAGAUGCUUAUGACAAUGAUUUCAAUGGUUCACUUCCUGAAGGUGUCACUGAGCUUCCAAAGCUCAAGCUCUUGAAUUUAGGAGGGAAUUACUUCUCUGGGAAAAUCCCUCCAAGUUAUGGAAACAUGGAGCAGCUCAACCUUUUAUCUCUUGCAGGAAAUGAUUUGAGAGGUUUCAUUCCAAGUGAACUUGGAAAUCUCCCUAAUCUGACACACCUUUACUUGGGAUACUUCAAUCAAUUUGAUGGUGGAAUUCCCCCUCAGUUCGAUAAGCUGAGCAAUUUGGUUCAUCUAGACCUUGCAAACUGUGGUUUGCAAGGUUCAAUUCCUGCUGAGUUGGGAAGCCUUUACAAUUUAGACACUCUCUAUUUGCACACUAAUCAGCUGAUUGGUUCAAUUCCACCUCAGCUUGGAAACUUGACUAGCUUGAAAGCUCUUGAUCUAUCAUUCAAUAUGCUUACAGGUGGCAUACCAUAUGAGUUCUCAGCCCUUCAUGAGCUUACCAUCUUGAACUUGUUCAUCAACAGGUUGCAUGGAGAAAUUCCUCACUUCAUUGCUGAGCUACCUAAAUUGGAGAUUCUGAACCUUUGGCAGAACAACUUCACCGGAGUAAUUCCUUCAAAGCUUGGCCAGAAUGGCAAGUUGACUGAGGUUGACUUGUCAACAAAUAAGCUCACUGGUUUAGUGCCAAAAUCUCUAUGCCUUGGAAAGAGGCUUAAGAUUUUGAUCUUGCUUAAGAACUUUCUCUUUGGAUCUUUGCCUGCUGAUCUUGGUCAAUGCUACACUCUCCAAAGAGUUCGUUUGGGUCAGAACUAUUUAACUGGGCCAUUGCCACAUGGAUUUCUUUAUUUGCCUGAGUUAUCUCUUGUGGAACUACAGAACAAUUAUCUUAGUGGUGGCUUUCCACAAGAAACAACCAACACCCCCUCCAAACUUGGACAGUUGAACCUAUCAAACAACCGCUUUUCAGGGUCUCUUCCAACCUCAAUUGCAAACUUUCCAAACUUGCAAAUUCUUUUGCUUAGUGCAAAUAGAUUCUCAGGAGAAAUUCCACCAGAUAUUGGGAGACUCAAGAAUAUCCUCAAGUUGGAUUUAAGUAUCAACAACUUUUCAGCUAGUGUUCCUCCUGAGAUAGGUAACUGUGUCUUACUCACCUAUCUAGAUUUGAGCCAAAACCAACUAUCAGGUCCUAUUCCUGUUCAAAUUGCUCAAAUUCAUAUAUUAAACUACCUUAAUGUCUCAUGGAACAACCUAAGUCAAAGCCUUCCAAAGGAACUGGGGGGCAUGAAGGGCUUAACUUCAGCAGAUUUUUCUCACAAUAACUUCUCAGGCUCAAUACCUGAGGGGGGACAAUUCUCAAUCUUUAAUUCCACAUCUUUUGUGGGUAACCCUCAGCUUUGCGGAUAUGACUUCAAGCCAUGCAAACUUUCCUCAACAGCCAUAUUGGAAUCUCAAGAAAAAAGCAGUGCAAAACAAGGGGUUCCUGGGAAGUUUAAGUUCCUAUUUGCAUUGGCAUUGUUGGGGUGCUCACUGGUGUUUGCAACCUUGGCCAUCAUCAAGAGUAGAAAGUCAAGGAGGCACUCAAAUUCAUGGAAACUCACAGCAUUUCAAAAGCUGGAAUAUCGAAGUGAAGACAUCAUAGGGUGCAUAAAGGAGAGCAAUGUCAUAGGAAGAGGAGGAUCUGGUGUUGUAUAUAGAGGAACCAUGCCAAAUGGAGAGGAAGUGGCUGUGAAGAAACUGUUAGGAAUCAACAAAAGCUCUUCACAUGAUAAUGGCUUCUCAGCAGAAAUAAAGACAUUGGGUAGAAUCAGACACAGGUACAUUGUAAGGUUGCUAGCAUUUUGCUCCAACAGAGAGACCAAUUUACUUGUUUAUGAUUACAUGCCAAAUGGAAGCUUAGGUGAAGCUUUGCAUGGAAAGAGGGGUGAGUUUCUCAAGUGGAAUACUAGGCUCAAAAUAGCCACAGAAGCUGCAAAAGGACUUUGUUAUUUGCAUCAUGAUUGUUCUCCUCUUAUAAUCCAUAGAGAUGUCAAGUCAAACAACAUUUUGUUGAACUCUGAUUUUGAGGCUCAUGUUGCUGAUUUUGGUCUUGCCAAGUUCAUGCAAGAUACUGGAACGUCAGAGUGCAUGUCUUCCAUUGCUGGUUCUUAUGGCUAUAUAGCUCCAGAAUAUGCAUACACAUUGAAAGUUGAUGAGAAAAGUGAUGUUUAUAGCUUUGGAGUGGUGUUACUAGAACUCAUAACGGGUCGAAGGCCAGUGGGGGAUUUUGGUGAAGAAGGAUUAGACAUUGUUCAAUGGACAAAGAUGAAAACCAAAUGGAACAAAGAGUUGGUGAUGAAGGUCCUUGAUGAGAGGCUACAUCACAUUCCUUUAGAUGAAGCAAAACAAGUGUUUUUUGUGGCCAUGUUAUGUGUUCAUGAACACAGUGUGGAAAGACCAACAAUGAGGGAAGUGGUUGAAAUGCUUGCACAAGCAAAGCAACCAAAUACACUUUAA